Messenger RNA from Phytophthora nicotianae INRA-310, 958 nucleotides. RefSeq lists its product as hypothetical. The record is from RefSeq and is a predicted model, not a curated record. The annotation marks the transcript as partial. The transcript has a single exon. NCBI's taxonomy places the organism in Eukaryota, Oomycota, Peronosporomycetes, Peronosporales, Peronosporaceae.
AGACGACUGGAGUGACGGAGACGGUGACGAACGAGGACGUGGGAUCGGUGGCGUGUGAUCAUAUUUCAUCUGAACAAUCGGUCAAGGAGAAAUUGACGAACCAGUCCACGCUUGUUGUUCUGAGUCUUGCUGGCCAGAGUAAAGAAGAUUCGAAAAUGCGCAAGAUAAAGGUGGCUUCGUUUCGAUGGCCGUGGUUGGCGCAAUUCGUGAGAUUUUGUGAGAAGAUGGGAGUGGACAUCGAGAGUGUUCCCUCUACCGAGGUGCGUGAGCUUUCACGUGAGUUCUGUUCGAAGAGUUUCGCAAGCUUCAGCGAAAACCUAUAUGAAAGUGGCUCGUGGGAUGAAAAGCAAGCAGCUUGGAAUGUGUCCCAAACGUUGUCGGUUGAGUUCCCCGAGCUUGCUCUUCAUGACUUUGGUCUUGAGUUCGGACAGUACAAGCGCGUCUUGAUGAUCGAUGAAGUGGCCAGCGAGGACAAGAAGGUUUCAGACGUCACAAAUACGCAAGUUCUCACCUCCUUGCUGAAGAAAUCGCCUAAGCUAUCAGGUGGCUUUGAGAACGUGCUGAUUACGGAGGGCGGUGACACGGUGUUCUAUGGCUCGGCGAAGUCUCUCAUUGCAUUCUUCCAGGAGUUUGGAUAUGCCCGACCACAAAACAUCGAUGUCAGUGAGUUCUUGCUUGGCCUUAGCGGCAGUAGCAACCCUCAGUACCACGUCACUGUUGUUGAUCGAGCAAACGAAGAGAAGGAGAACCAGCACAUCCAAAAUCUUUCUUCCUUCGUGAGCUUCCCCGACGACACAGUUGUCUUGACUAGAACGAACCUUUCCGAGCAAGUCAAGAAGUCCCUUCCUGAUUACAACCAAAACGAAGACCACCAAGACAAAACAGCGAGAAUUCCUGUAACCGGUGAGCACAGCUCUGCCGCUCUGGCGGCUGCCGGCACGGUUGCGUUGAGCAGUCU